This is a messenger RNA of Callorhinchus milii (elephant shark), 1540 nucleotides long. Its product is annotated as dnaJ homolog subfamily C member 5. The record is from RefSeq and is a predicted model, not a curated record. NCBI's taxonomy places the organism in Eukaryota, Metazoa, Chordata, Chondrichthyes, Chimaeriformes, Callorhinchidae. Gene Ontology annotation, biological process: regulation of synaptic vesicle cycle. Bases 207 to 803 code for a protein of 198 amino acids. The transcript is spliced from 5 exons. Gene Ontology annotation, cellular component: membrane; presynapse; intracellular membrane-bounded organelle.
AGAGUGAGUGAGUGAGAGAGAGAGAGAGAGAGAGAGGAGCCGCCGCCGUCGUCGUCGUCGGGGAAUCUGCGAUGUUCUUCACGUUGCAGUGAGGUGAACGACUUACGUACGACUUCGCUAUAUUAGAUAUAUAUAUAUAACAUAUAUAUAUAUAUAUAUAUACCGUCCCACAGGGAAGAAAGACAUAGGCCGAAAGGAAGUGCAAAAUGUCUGACCAAAGGCAGCGUUCACUAUCUACAUCCGGGGAAACGCUAUAUGUUGUCCUGGGACUUGACAAAAAUGCAACACCAGAUGACAUCAAGAAAUCAUACAGAAAACUUGCACUGAAAUACCAUCCUGAUAAGAAUCCAGACAAUCCUGAAGCCUCAGAAAAGUUUAAAGAGAUAAAUAAUGCUCAUGCAAUCCUGACUGAUGCAACAAAGCGGAAUAUCUAUGAUAAGUAUGGUUCACUGGGGCUGUAUGUGGCAGAACAGUUUGGAGAGGAGAAUGUAAACACGUACUUUGUCCUGUCCAGCUGGUGGGCAAAGGCACUGUUUGUCUUUUGUGGGUUGAUUACUGGCUGCUACUUCUGCUGCUGCCUGUGUUGCUGCUGUAACUGCUGCUGUGGAAAGUGUAAACCGAAGCCUCCCGAGGGUGAGGAACAUGAGUACUAUGUCUCACCAGAAGAUCUGGAGGCACAGCUACAGUCAGACAAUGAACGAGAGGGAGAUGGAGCAAUUGUGGUGCAGCCAACAUCAGCCACAGAAACAACCCAGCUGACUAGCGACAGUCACACCAGCUACCACACUGAAGGAUUUAACUAAGCGCCAUUUGCUCUUGUAAUUUUAAAAAUUAUAUUUAAGUCAUUUCAGCACUGGGAUAGUUUAUGCUAUAGAUCGGGGAAGAACUUUCACAGGACUUUUGCCAUGUCGAGGGCAGCCACAGACAUCAUGGAAAACGUCAUACUUUAUUUUGCCUUUUUUUGUCAUUACUCAUUUCCUUCAUAACAAAGUACUGUAGCAUGCAGUAUGCAAAACGUUUAGAGAAUUUUUGUAUUUUAGUGACCUAUUGUAAGGUGCGAAUGUUGCAUCAUUGUUCUAUUUACAUUCAGCACAGGUAAGUUUAAGCGUUCUGCACAUAAGCAACCGAUGGGUUCAGAAUCAUUGGAAAGUCACAGGACCCAUAUUGUCUUCUGCCUACUGAGCUGAGCCUCCAUUGAUUCUGCUGCCAAUCAUGUCAGUUUUUAUUUUUUUUUAAAAAAUAGUAAUUAUGGUUGCUUGGAGAGGGGCAGUCUCUGCAAAUGUAUGUUCUUUGUGCUCAAGAUUCAUGAAAUCCUGUUGUGUACUGUUCAUCUAGACAAACAAAUUUGCUUAUGCAGUUAGAUGUAUAGAUAGAAUAAAUGUUGUCAUUGACUAAAUCGAAACAAUGAUACGUUGUAAAAUUAUGCUAUAGUCAUGAAUUUGACAGUGCUCUUGUGUUCAGUUUGCAUAAGUAUAGGUUUCAUUGGAUUUACUUCAGGCUUUAAGAAGUUUUGUUUUAAGAUUUUUUUUGUAAGAUUAUU